ACGAGAGAUGGACCUGAGUCUCGGGGCUGGAUGCAGGACGCCGGCGAACGGGCUGUGCUGCGUCAACUGUCGGCCGUCGUCUGCCUUAAAUGAACAGUUGGCCCCGAGAGUCGCAUAAAAAACGUGGGUGGGGGGAUAAAAAGAAGCGUGCAUGCGCACCGUCAGAUGAACAGCAUCUGGCGUGCAACUCCGUCUCUUCCCGUCUCCAGCAGCUGGCGCGAAGUAAGAUGGGACGCCCCCAGCUCGGUGUAUCCCCGUUUGCGAUGUCAGGAUUGCACGCGUAACCCCCCCCCCCCAUCCCCUUUUGGAUCGAACGUCUUGUAUUUGAGUCGUGGUGAAAAAUGGCGACUGGAGCAGGCUGGCAGCCCGCUUACGGAACCUCGACGAGCGGUUCUAGCAGCGGCGGCGGAGCCAAAUACGUCCCAUCGUCCACAUCGAGCAUGUUUUACGACGCGAGUUUGACGCUGGAAUACACGCAAGACCUCCAUUUGAAGAUGAGUAAAAAGAUUGCGCAGUUGACCAAGGUUAUCUAUGCUCUCAACACCAAGAACGACGAGCACGAAGAAGAGAUUGAUUCAUUGAAGGAAGCCCACGAGGAUGAGGUGCAGCAUAUCGUGACAGAAACCCGAGACAAGAUUAUGCAGUACAAGAGCAAGAUGGUGGAUGAGGCCGAUCUGCGCCGGCGGCUGGCCAGUCUGGAGGAAUCUGUCGAAUUACAUGAACACAUGAAAAGACAGGCUCUUGCAGAGUUUGAGAUGUACAGACAAAGAAUGGAGGAUUCACAGCUCUGCAUUGAAGCCCAACACACACAGCGAGUGGUUUCCAUGAGCAGAGAGGUGGAGGAGAUGCGUCGGGAUUUUGAGGAGAAGCUGCGGGCAUUCAGCCAGGCUCAGGCCCAGUUUGAGGCGGAUAAGCGGCGAGCGCUGGAGGAGCUGAGGUCCAACCACCGCCAUGAGGUGGAGGAACUCCUAAACAACCAGCAGAACCAGAGCGCCACUUCCACCGAAGACCAGGAGAAAUUGGCUGAGCUCCAUAGACAAGAGGUGGAGUCUUUAAUGGAGAGGUUGGAAGAGCUGACCAAGGACAAGGUUCGGGUGGUUGAGGAGUACGAGGCCAAACUGGCCAAGGCUCAGGAGUACUACGAGCGGGAGCUGGAGGCCAUGACCAGGACGCACCAGCUCACCACCGAAAACCUGCUCGCCUGGAAAAGGACCGAGGUUGAACUUCGAAAAGAGUUCCAGGCGCAGGAGGCGGCACUGCAGCGCUCACUCUCAAAGCUGAGGAAUGAGCUUCAGAGGGCCCAGGAGGAGGCGCGAGAGAACCGGGACAAGACCAACAGACUGCAGACAUCACUGGUUAAUGCUGAGGGAACCAUCAAGAACCUGCACAAGCAGCUGGAAGAAGCCAUCCAGGAUGGUGAGAUUUGGGUGAUGCAGCUGAAAGACACCGAGUAUGAACUGGAGGGCUGCAGGGAACGAGUGCAGCAGCAAGCAACGGAAAUCCUCCACAAAGCUAGUCAGAUAGGCUCCCUACAAGCCACCCAGAUGGCCCACGAGGCAUCCAUCAAGAACCUGGACCAAGAGCAGGGUCGGCUGAAGGAGAAGAUUGGCAGGCUGGAGCAGGAGAGGGAGGCCCUGCUUAACCAGAACCAGGUGGCCGGCGAGCAGCACAAACAGCAAGUGCUGAAACUGGAGCAGUCUCUGCGUGAGGAGCACCAGGGCUACGAGAAAGAGCUCUCCAUACUAAGAGCUCACUAUGAGGAGGAGACGCGUCGCUACAAGGAGGCGCAGGUCAGGGCGUUGGAGGAAAUGGAGGAGAAACACCGAGCCAUGAGGGAGGAGGCUCAACAGGAGAAAGAGGAAGAGAAGAAGCUUCUUAUGAUGAAAAUGAGUCAGGAGUUUGAGAUAAAACGCCUGUCUCUGGAGGAGCAGCGAGACCGAGUGCAGCAGCAACUGGACAACUUGAAAGAGGAGCUCUCUGCCAAGCUCAACAUGGCCAAUCAAGAGGUGUCCCACCUGCAGGAGCUGGUGAGGGAGCGAGACCAGAAUGUGAGCUCAGCACAGAACCAGAUCACCUGCUUGAAAGAAACACAGGACAAGCUCAAGACAGAGCUGGACGCCACCAGAGCUCGGGUUCGCGAGACUAGCAACCUGCUAACAGAUCUGCAGGAGGAGAUUGAGACCCAGAAACAGCAGCAUGAAGCCCGAGUGAUGUCCAUCCGAACCGAGGAGAAGCAGAAGAUGGACAAGAUGGGAGACAACCUGGAACAAAAAUGGAGAGAAGCGCUUCGUGAAGAAGUGCGGUUGUUGAGGGAGGAGCUGAGCGAGGAAUAUGACGCCGACAAGCAGGCAGCCUUGACUCAACUGUCCCAGCAGAAGGAGCUGGAAAUGAUGGCCGCCAGGGAAGGCUGGCAGAGGAAGGUGGAGGACCUGCUCGAACAGAUCUCUCUGUUGAAGCAGUCUCUGGAGUUGCAGCUGUCCCAGUCGCAGUCGGCCCUCCAGCAGCUGCAAUCUCAGUUCAGCCAGGAGAGGGAGCUGCUCGGCCAGCAACUCAAAGAGAUGCAGAGAGAACAUCAGAGGAGGGAACAUCGACUACAAGAGGCUCACUGUUGCGCACUAAGCACGAUGGAGGAGGCUCGGCAGCACCAGAUCCGGGCCCUGGAGGAGCGUCUGAAGCAGGAGCAGAGGGAGGAGGUUCAUGCUCUGAAGGAGGCCCACAGGAGGACCUUGGACAUCCUCAGACAGCAGUCAGACCAAGAGCUGCAGACGCUGCGAUUUGAACUGGAAGACGAGGGCAAAGCCAAACUGGCGUCACUCCGUGCUGAGCUCAACCACCUCCACGCGACCGCCAUCGAGCAUCUAAAGCAGAUCCACCUGAAAGAAAAUUCGACUGCCAAACGGGAACUGGAGAAGGCCAUGGAGCAUAGCCGGCAGCAAGAGCAAGAGCUGCUGGUUCGUAUCUCAGACUUGCAGGCGGAUGUGUGUUCUCGAAACAACCGCAUCACAGAUCUGGACCAUGAGAUCCAUUCUUUGAACGAGACCAUUGACACCUUGACUCGUGAGCUAGAGUUGAAAGGCAAAGAGUUGCUUCGGGUCCGCAGUGAAGCUAAUCAUCAGAUAAGGGCUCAUGAGCAAGACUUUGCAAAGAGGCAAGAGAGGGAACUGGGAGAGCUCAGUGUGGUCCAUCACAGAGAGACUCAUAUCAUGUUGGCAGACUUCAACAAAGCUCAGGAGGUUCUCAAAGACAAGAUUACUGCAUUGCAAAUAAUUUUGGAGGGGACAGAAGAGAAGUUGAGGAACCGAGAGAGCCGACCUGAAGAUCUGCAUCUUAUCGCAGAGCUCCGUGAGAUGGUCACAGAGAGAGAGGCUUUGGUCAAAAAGCUGGUGGAUGAUAAAAAGUUUUAUCAGUUGGAGCUGGUCAACAGAGAGACGAGCUUCAGCAAGGUGUUCAACUCCAGUGCCAAUGUUGGGGUCAUCAACCCUCUUAUCAAGCCGAAACCAGGCAGCCAAUCAGAUCAACGCUUUGCCAGCUUUCCUAGCCAGUCAGCUCUCCGAUUCGUCAGCCCUCCCGCCGUGAGUCGUGCGAGCGAGGAAGCGGAGGGUCGGGAAGUGGAGGAGGUAGGACCGGGCCCAUUUGCGCCUCCCCACUCCCCCCUCCAACGCGCCCUCCCCCGGCUUAAGAAACCUGCGCCCAUCCUCCGUCCUCUCCCUCACAUCCCUCAGCAUCCGCCACCUUUUCCUCCUCAUCCCCUGCCAAAUCAUGCGCUUGCCCAUUCUCCUCAUCCUCAGGAGCCACAGCAUCAGGCAAGUUGUACGAGGUGAGAACUCAUGUGACUUGCUGCCUUGCGAUGAUGCGGCGGCCGUGUUUUGGUGCCCCGCUCCUGGUCACUAGCCACCUUCCAUUUUUGUUUUCUUUACAACCACCCCUUUCAUCCAUCACUUUGUUACCGUCAUCCCCAACCCUUAAACGAGGCCCCUUAUGCGGACUUACCUCAUUCUUGUCACGUAAUUCUUCAUUGGGAGGAAUCAGAGUUGAAAUGAGACAAAAAGGAACUCGCCCUUCUAACAAUGGAUUUGAAGAGAAAUUGUGAUCAUUUGAGAAAAAUCAUGACGUGAUAGCAACCAUUUUUGGAGUCAUUAUGCUUUUACUUUCUAAUUCUGUCCGUCAGAUGACCAUUAGAGCUUUGGAGGAACAGGCUUCAAAUCCCACUCUCAUUUUAGUUGCUAAGAAAAGGAGGCCAAGCUUACAAAUCAGUUCCAGUAGAAAUUCAAAUAGAAAGCAACAAUAGUGCACAGGCUGCAAAUGUCAGACUCUAGAUAACAUCUGUAAUAUGUUUCUCUCAGACUGGACCUAUGAGCAUCCAUUAUGGAAACUGUGAAGGACAAACUAAAAUCGGACUCAUCAGGACAAAAAUAAAUCUGAGUAAUAUUCACCUACAAAAAACAUAUAAGCAUAAACAAUGUUAAAUCUGCUAAACUACACUAUUUUGCAUCAGUAGGUUAUCCAGCUUUGCUCAUAGAUUUACACACCCUGGCAAUAUUUGUGAAACACUGACGAUCAUGGAGAAAAUGUUUCUUUUAUUUCGGAUUCGGGGGUCAAGUGAAGCCAUAUGGUAUGUAAUUUUGCGUGCCGUUUUAAAACUGCAAUGACAACUGAGAUGCCCCAAAUGGUCCUGAUCAGACGUUUAGCAACCCUUGAAUGUUUGUUCUACGCACACAGGUUUAAAUGGCAUAUAUGCUUCCAUGACUUUUUGAUUGUAAUUUGGCUUUAUAUAUAAAGAGGGUGGCCCGGUGGGCCAGUGGUUGGUGCGUCGACCUCACGGUGCAAAGGUACCGGGUUCAAUUCCAGCUCCGGCCUCCCUGUUUGGAGUUUGCAUGUUCUCCCCGGGCCUGCGUAGGUUUUCUCUGGGUUUUCCGGUUUCCUCCCACAUUCCAAAAACAUGCAUGGCAGGCUGAUUGAACACUCAAAAUUGUCCCUAGGUGUGAAUGUGAGCGUGGAUGAUUGUUCGUCUCUGUGUGCCCUGCGAUAUGCUGGCAACCGGUUCAGGGUGACUCCCGCCUACUGCCCGAAGACGGCUGGGAUAGGCUCCAGCACCCCUGAGACCCUUGUGAGGAUAAAUGGAUCGGAAAAUGGAGUGAUCGAUGUGUAUAAAGAGUCAAAACCAUUUUUGAACUCUUGAGAAAGCUCUGCACAUUUCUCUCAGGACCCUACCGAAAAUAAAUGUUCCUCAAAAUUACAAAGUGCACACACACGCACACAGAGUUACAAAUUUUGCCAGGGUACAUCCACUCAAGAGCACAAUUGCACGUGUGGACCUAUGUGUCUGUUUAUAAAUGUGCUUUGGUGGUGUGUCUUUUUGGCAUGUUUGUGUUGUUGGUGAUCCUGGAGGUAGACUUCCACACUGUGUGAGUGUGUGUGUGUGUUUUCAUAAAAGAAUGCAGUCACAUAUCAGCUUGGUGUAUGCUGUGCAUGUAACGCAGUGCUCCGAUACGACAACUGCGACCAAUCUGAAGAUGUGCGCGCAUGUCUAUGUUUGGCAAUAUUUAUCAAAGCGACACUGUGUCACCCCUCCCAGUCAUUUUAAUGGAUGUUUUUAUUCCCUCCUGUAGCCUUCAUGAGGCAAAUGCAGCGGCGUCAGACCACAAAGCAAUGGAGACAGGGAAAAGCAAAGAUUACACAAGCAAAAAAAGAGGCGCUGUAUGCUCACCACUUCUCUUUCUGAUGGCCAAAUGCAAUUCUGUUAAACGGGGACGCAAUGGGACAUGACUAAAUUUGGACAACGAUCAAUUGAAGAUUUUGCCAGAGUAGCAGAACUGUAAUGUAACUUCCAGUCAGGCCUCACAAAAGUUCACGGGACCGGAUAAGCUCAACAAGAAUAUUUCUCCUCAUUCUGUUAUUAGAGACUGGUUAAUAUCCAUUCGGAUCAGAAAAUACGAUCUGUUGGACGCGGCGAAAUCUGAGGUGAUAAACGGGAAUCUUUUCAGUGCCACUCUGCCCAAUUUUAGUUUGCUGUCUCAUUGCAUUGACUGCACAUUGAGUGCAACCUCUGAGCUCACUGUGAGGCACCUCAGCAGUCUGGGGAGGGGAAGUCAUUGACAAAGUGGCAUUUUUUAAACAUUUUAUAUUUUUUACAAUUAUAAUAUUUAUAGUGUACCAAACAACUGUUUUUCUAUGGUCUGCCAAAGGGCCAGAGACAUCUUGAGAAGAAGUUCUAUAGCUGAUAAUGUGGAUUGCUGUUGACCUUUUCUGAAGUGUUUCAGGCUUUAAUCGAUCAGGUUCCACAGAAGGCACGUUGAACUUGUUUACUAUGUGUCUCAUGUCUGCACUCCAGGCCAUAGAGCAUGCGAAAACAGAAACACUCUUAUAAUGCUGCUGUUGCUCACUUGAAAUGUCUCUUUUUUUCUUGGUGUACUAUCCACUUAAAAAAAAAAAAAACAACACUUGAAGGUUUCCACUGUUCUUGUGCGUCUUUUUGUGUGCAAGUCCAUGACGUCCAUAACAGUAUCCUGCACAGUUUCCAACUGCAUGAUCAUCAUGUACCCGGGCGAUUCGUUUUAUUGUUAUUACGGGAAGAGAAGUGAGUCAUCUAGAAAGGAGGAAAAGAAAAUGAUUCCAUUUAGAAUUGGCAUCGUUCCAUGUGCAAAAGAUCACACAGUGACUUAUGAUCUGAGUGAUGUGAAUUUUGAGUGCAAUCUGGUGGUGAACUUUCAGAUUGCAGGAAGAUGAUUCCCCAUCACUGCCACACUCCCUCUCAAUAUCAUCAGAUCACGUUUUAUGUUCAACUUGUUUUGCCUGCACCAGCAACGAUCACCUCAUCUCCUGUUUUCUUCCACACUCAGUUACUCAUUGUACCUUGAAGGGCACAAUGGCUUUAAACGUGAAUCUGUCUGUAACUUUUUGUUCCUAUAAAGGGCGCCUGAGAGUCCAAUAAUUAGCCAUAUCCAUUCUGGAGUGUGGUCAUUUUGGUUGCACCUUGAGGGACAGAAAUGGACAUUCACCGUCACCCUUUUUCUGACCCUGUACAGCUUCAGUCUGGCACACUUUUGGGGUUUCCCCUUUCUGUAGCAAAGUAGCAACAAGCCCGAGAGAGAUCUGAAAGGUUUCCUCAUAAGCUUAAAAAAAUGGAUAUGAGAAUGUAUCUGUUGUGAUGGUCCUGGUGUCAUUUUGGACAUUGAACCACUCAUUCUGAGCAUGUUACUGAGCAUUGUCAUGCUUAUCAAAAACAUUAUUUUAGUCUGAACUUUCGGUGCAAUCGAGAACAACACAACGAAUACAGAAGAUUGUAUUGUGUCCUACACCCCAACGCUGAACCACAAUUGUUUGGUUCCACUUUGCACACUGUGAUGACAGCAACUGAGCUGUGACGACAUUUCUCAUUUUGUUCCUGAGGGAUGACUACUUUGCAUCGAAUUGCUCUGAAUUUUUUAUUUUCCUUUUCCGCCUGGAUGGAAAUUUAACCAUUUGUCUUCUGAGCAUUGUUGACUUUGUUCAGACCAAGAAGCACAUGAAACAUUUUGUACAUACAUGUAAUCUUCUGUUGUGGUCAAAUGUUUUCAGAUCUUCACAAAUGUCCCAACCUCGAAACAUACACUGACUGUACGAGUUAGGAAAGAUCAAGUUUCACUGUUACACUUCGGAUUUUGUCUUUGGUUUUCAAAAUAUUUACUUACCCCGAUUUUUUUUUCUGCGCUAGUUGACAUCCAUCGCCUUCCGGUUGAAGGCACUGUCAUUGUGAUAUAACGUUUCUUCCAACAAGCUAACUCGGUAACACUUUAAGCGAACAUUCUUUCACUUGCCUUUGAAUAUAUACAGUACGCUGUAUUUACCUGUGGAAGCAUUCGACGCUGGGUCCCGUGAAAGUCUUCUGAAAAUGGAACAGCUGAGGUGCGACUCAAGGAAAAUGAUCGAACACUGCCACUGGUUGGCCGCCCCUGAACCAUUAAGAGCGACUCCUUUGGAUAAUUGGCGUCUUUUAUUUGUGUGGUGUUAUACAAAGUGCGGUCCAAGGCUUGCUUCCAUUCACUUUCAACUCCUUGUUGUCAAACUGCAAAAAUGUGGUGAUUAUGGUCAUUGUCACGACUCAACCCGACAUUGGUCCUGAGACAUCUGCCCAAGUUUGCAUUUUGAGCUGAGUUGAAAGUGGAUCGUCCAUGUGACUUAUAUGUUUGUUUGUCUCGAUGUAAAUGUACUACGAUUAUAACAAUGUUUAUAUUUAUAUCAUUUCUGUUGUAUGUUAUCAAACAGUAAAACAAUGAUUGUGA
Molecule: messenger RNA, 8261 nt
Organism: Hippocampus zosterae (dwarf seahorse)
Lineage: Eukaryota; Metazoa; Chordata; Actinopteri; Syngnathiformes; Syngnathidae
Product: protein FAM184A-like
Exons: 23
Coding region: 342-3821 (1159 amino acids)
Source: RefSeq, a predicted model, not a curated record